Fundulus heteroclitus (mummichog) is the source of this 2595-nucleotide messenger RNA. It is a transcript of the gene ccm2, whose product is annotated as CCM2 scaffold protein. Lineage: Eukaryota; Metazoa; Chordata; Actinopteri; Cyprinodontiformes; Fundulidae. The transcript has 10 exons. Bases 396 to 1772 code for a protein of 458 amino acids. The record is from RefSeq and is a predicted model, not a curated record. Gene Ontology annotation, biological process: heart development; vasculogenesis.
CAGGGCUGUUUUGGUUUGUGCGAAGCAAAGCAUGCUGGACUACAGUUCAACGCCCAAAAUGGCGGCACGAUUGAAAAGUUUUUGCUGUUUUCGCCGAGUUUGUCUUUUUAACAGACCUUUCCAGCUGUUGCUCUAGAUACGCGCCGCGUCCCUUUUCUUUUCAGCUCACAGAUCACUGGGAUUGUUGUCUGACUGUUGCGACGUAAGAGCGGAGCUGGGAUGGCGUUUUGCCACCAGCUGAAAACCGGGCAUCUCUUUACAAACACAAUGCUAAAAUAAGUUAGCCUAGCAGGCUAACUGCUGGGAAAUAAGUGCUGGCUUAAAGCUCCGGUGGUCUCACCCUGUCUCCGCUAGAUCCCCCGGGCUGAUGUGAGAAUGAAGAAGACAACCUAGAGAUGGAGGAAGAUGUGAAAAAAGUCAAAAAGCCCGGGAUCGUGUCUCCGUUCAAGCGGGUCUUUCUGAAAGGAGAGAAGGGCAGGGACAAGAAGGCCCAGGAGAAAUCCACGGAGCGCAGGGCCCUCCAUACCUUCUCCCUCUCUCAGCCCGACCACCGCAUUGACCCGGACAUUCUGCUUAAUGACUACAUUGAGAAGGAAGUAAAAUAUUUGGGGCAGCUGACGUCAGUUCCAGGAUACUUAAACCCAUCGAGUCGGACAGAGGUGCUGCAGCUCGUCGACAAUGCAAGAAAGUCCCAUCAGUUGGCGGGCCAGCUGACAUCGGAGCAGGACGCAGUGGUGAGCUUGUCCGCUUACAACAUCAAGCUUGUUUGGCGAGAUGGCGAAGACAUCAUCCUCAGAGUGCCAAUCCACGACAUCGCUGCUGUUUCAUACAUCAGGGAUGACUCUCUACACCUCGUGGUGAUAAAAACAGCUCAGGAGUCAGGAGGCUCGCCCUGUCCCAGCUCAUGUCCUGAUCUAAAUAAGUCCCAGACCCUCAGCUCCCUGUCAGAGAGCGGAGCUGUCCUGGUGGAAGUCUGCUGUCUGCUCGUCCUAGCAGUCGACAAUAAGGCAGCGGCGGAGGAACUGUGUCUGUUGCUGAGCCAGGUCUUUCAAAUAGUUUACACAGAAUCAACGAUAGACUUUCUAGACAGAGCCAUAUUUGAUGGAGCCACGACACCUACGAGACACCCUUCUUUGUACAGCGACGACUCUUCAAGCAAAGUAGACGUCAAGGAGGCCUUUGAGAGAGAAACCAGCCCGUUUCCUUUCCAGGCCACAGAAGGAAGCUCUCCGUCUACAUCCACCCCCGCAUCCCCUCAGACAAAGGCUCCAAGUGAAGGAGAGCUCAGUACCACCGCUGCAGAGCUUCUGCAGGACUACAUGACCACGUUGCGGACAAAGCUAUCCUCGCAGGAGAUCCAGCAGUUUGCGGCUCUGCUCCACGACUACAGGAACGGUUCCUCCAUCCACGAGUUCUGCAUUAAUCUGCGGCAGCUCUACGGGGACAGCAGGAAAUUCCUCCUCCUCGGCCUGCGUCCCUUCAUACCCGAGAAGGACAGCCAGCACUUUGAAAACUUCCUGGAGACCAUCGGCGUGAAGGACGGCCGCGGGAUCAUCACCGACAGCUUCGGCCGCUGCAAGCGCACCACCAGCUCCGCCUCCGAUUCCACCACCAACGGCAACGGAGCGGCGGGCGGGAGCGCCAACAGCACGGCUUCGGACGAGGGCCGGGACGCCUCGGAGGGCGACGAAUGGGACCGCAUGAUCACCGACAUCAGCAACGACAUCGAAGCUCUCGGCUGCAGCAUGGACCAGGAGGCGGUGACUCCCUGACGCGUCGAUGUGAAAUCACGGCCUCUCCUCAAAAACGAGCGGGUGGCUCGACUUGAAGCGGAUCAGAUGAAGGUGGUCCUUAGCACUGACCUAAGAUUUGGUUAUAUGUUUAUUCCUCUAAUUAUCAAGAGGACGUUCUAUAGACCCUGUACAUUCGAGGAAACCCCUGCCUUGUCUGACGCACUUAUGCCGACCUCGUCGUCGACUCGCAGUUAAUCGGCCCGUCUCACAUUUCAGUUGGAUUCAGAGCCUCCCGGGUUAUUUUUAAACGUUAUCUUUGGUUCUCGACUCAUUUAUUGGCAGCAUCUGCCACCGCUCUGUCAUAAGGCUUAGAUCUCCAGCGAACGUAGCAGCGACUCAGGAGAACCCACCCAUAGACUGCACGCAUUUUUAGAAGAUUAAAGGCAAGGUUUGUAUCUUAAUUUAACCACAGAUUAAUCAGCUUUUUUUUUUCAUUUUCAUUUAUUUUUGUUGUAAGAGUAACAUUUUGCCAUGUAUUCUAUUGUAAGCCCUGCUUUUCUUUCACGCUGUUUGUUAAUCAGCACUUACUCGGUUAUAUGUUUUCCGCCUUAUUCAAACUGACCUAGAAAAUGCUGUAAAAAAAACAACAAAACAAAGUCACAUUCAUUUAAAGCCACACGGCGUUGACUGUAUUUUAUUUGACCAAUCCAGUUAAUGGAUGGCUGAUUGAUGUAAAGCGUGUUCAACGUUCAGGUCUCUCUUUGUUGUCGUUUUGUUACAUUAAAUUUGUCAUUGUGCCUAAACGCUGCAGUUACCAGCAGGUUCGUCAGCAAGUUGUGGUUAUUAAAUAAAUCAAGAUCAU